CCUCAGUGGGGUGCAAUUCCUCUGCAGACCACCUGGUUUCUAGUGGACAGGAGAUCCAGGGUCCAGUCACAUAGGAAGGGGCUCAGAUCCAGACUGGACAGCCGGGCGUGGAAAUAGAGUUUCGUAAGUGCUGGAGUCCCGGCGCGCCAGCAUACUUUUCAUAGAAGAGUCAACCGCUUGUUCCUCUUCAUCCAAAACGCGCGAAGCACUCCAGUCCUGCGCCCGAACAGAGAGAUCAUCCGAACAUGACACGGGCUUUGUGUCUGUUGGCGAGCUGUUUGCUGGUUCUCCUCUCCUCCGCCGUGGAAGGGAAGAGCAGCAGGGAGAGAGUUUACUACGUGGGGAUCAUCGAGGACUUCUGGGAUUACGCACCGAGCGGAAAAAACCUGCUUAACGGGAAAGACGUCGAAAACGAUGAGCAUGCAUCUGUAUUCCUGGAAAGAGGGCCCCACCGUAUUGGCAGUGUUUACAAGAAGGCGAUGUACCGACAGUAUACAGAUGCAACCUACAGCCGUCAGGCUCCUCGACCCGAGUGGUUGGGCUACAUGGGACCCAUACUGCAAGCAGAGGUCGAUGAGGUUAUCGUGAUCCAUCUGAAGAACUCUGCGUCCAGGAACUACACGAUGCAUCCCCAUGGGGUUUUCUAUGACAAGAGUGCAGAAGGGGCACUCUAUCCAGAUGGGACAUCAAACAGUUUGAAGAUGGAUGACCAUGUUCCUCCAGGAGGAAGCUACACCUACCGCUGGGAGGUCACACCAGAAUUUGCCCCCACAGACGCUGAUGCCAACUGCCUGACCUGGGUCUACCACUCUCACAUAGAUGCCCCCAGGGACAUCAACUCAGGACUUAUUGGAGGCCUGCUAACAUGCAAGAAAGGAAUCUUGAAGGAGACGAAUGGACUAGUUUCAGGCCGCAACGAUGUGGACCAGGAUGUCUUAUUGAUGUUCAAUGUGGCAGAUGAAAAUCUGAGCUGGUAUCUGGAGGACAACAUUAAGAACUGCUCUGAUCCUGCUGGAAUCAACAUAGAAGACCCAGACUUUAAAGAGUCAAACAUGAUGCAUGCUAUUAAUGGGUACAUGUUUGGUAAUCUGCCCGGAAUCAAGUUAUGCCAAAACCGUCCGGUGGCCUGGCAUUUGUUUGGCAUGGGUAACGAGGUAGAUGUUCAUACUGCCUUUUUCCAUGGGAAUACUCUGCUGGACCGUAGCCACCGCACCGACACCAUCAGCCUGUUCCCAGCCUCGUUUGCGGCAGCUGAGAUGGUCCCAAAAGGAAGAGGGAAGUGGCUGCUGACCUGUCAAGUUAACGACCACUUGCAGGCUGGGAUGCAGGCCUUUUAUGAAGUGGAGUCAUGUGACAGUGAGGUCGGCUCCACAGCAAGCGGUGGUGUUGUGAGGAAUUACUACCUGGCAGCAGAGAAGGUCCUGUGGGACUAUGCUCCCUCAGAAAAGGAUUUGAUGAACAAUGUGUCCCUGACUGAGGCUGACAGUGCAUCCGAGGUGUUUUUUGGCAGAGAUGGUGGCAGGAUUGGAGAUCGAUACUUGAAAGUGAUAUACAAAGAGUACACAGAUGAUACCUUCACCACUGCUAUAUCACCUGACCCUGGACACCUAGGAAUUCUGGGUCCAGUUCUGAGGGCAGAGGAAGGUGACACUCUCAGUGUUACGUUCAUGAAUAAGGCCGAUAGAAACUACAGCAUCGAGCCUCAUGGACUUCACUAUGACCAGCGCUUCCAGGGAAGCAGCUAUGAGGAUGGUGUUAACAAGCCAGGCUCCCACGUUGGUCCAGGUGAGAACUUCACCUACACCUGGCAGGUACUGGAAGGCCCGUCUUCAUAUGACUCUCCCUGUAUUCCCUACCUGUACUUCUCUGGCACCGAUCCUGUCAAGGACACCACCUCUGGAUUGGUUGGACCUCUGCUUGUGUGCAAGAAAGGAGCGCUGGGAAAGAAAGGAACACAGAAGGGCAUGGAUAAGGAGUUCUUCCUUCUUUUCUCCGUCAUGGAUGAAAAUAUGAGCUGGUAUUUGGACGAGAAUAUUGAGACUUUUGGCAGCAGUGCAACAAAUCCAGAAGACGAGGGCUUUCAGGAGAGCAAUAGGAUGCAUGCUGUAAACGGACGCAUGUAUGGGAACCUUCUCGGACUCGAGAUGUGUGCCGGGGACAAAGUUAGGUGGUACAUCCUUGGACUGGGUACCGAGAUAGACAUCCAUGGUGUUUAUUUCGAGGGGAACACCUUCGAGAAACAUAGCACAACACGUGACACAGUCAGUGUGUUUCCUCACGUCGCUGCCACUGUUGUCAUGCAACCAAACACUCCCGGUUUUUUUGAGGUGAGCUGCAGAUUGACAGACCACUACUCGGCUGGCAUGAGGCAGCAUUACAGAGUGAACCAGUGCCCAGGAAAAAAAGUGAAGCGCACAAACACAGAGCCAACUAACACUGUACAGUAUUUUAUCAGUGCUGAGGAAAUAGAAUGGGACUACUCACCUACGAGAGACUGGGAGCGGGAGAUUCACCAUGGUACAUUAGAGGGCAGUGCAGGCAACACGUUUCUGGAACCAGGGAAGGACAGAAUUGGUUCACGCUAUAAGAAGGCGGUGUAUAGAGAAUAUACUGAUGCAACCUUCACAGUUCAGAAGGAACGGUGCCCCAACCAGCAACACUUGCAAAUUAUGGGUCCGAUAAUCAAGGCAGAGGUAGGAGAGCAGAUUGUGAUCACAUUUAAGAACAAAGCCAGCCGACCGUACUCGAUUGCCCCACAUGGCGUUAAGGCCAGUGGUGCACACAUUCCUGUCGAUCCUGGCUACAUUGUCGAGGUGAAGUGGGAUAUUCCUGAAAGCUCUGGUCCAGGGAUCACAGAUCCUAACUGCAUCCCUUAUGUCUACUACUCCAGUGUUGAUUACAUUAAGGAUCUGUACAGUGGUCUUCUGGGGCCUCUGGUGGUAUGCAGGCCUGGGACUCUGACGCCUGGCGUAGGAUCCGACAGAAAGAGGAUGGACAUGGAGAAGGAGUUUGUUCUGUUCUUUAUGGUGCAUGAUGAAAACCAGUCCUGGUACUUGAAGAACAACAUUAGGACAUACCUUGAUGUCGACCCGGAAACCUUUGUGGCAGAUGAAGGCUUUGCAGAGAGUAACAUGAUGCAUGGGAUCAAUGGUCUAAUGUAUGGUAACCUCCAAGGACUGGUGAUGAGGCAGGGCCAGACAGCUGCCUGGUAUCUAGUGGGUAUGGGCAACGAAGUGGACAUGCACACUGUUCACUUCCACGAAGAGACUUUUAUCUACAAGACGGACCGUGCACACCGAGCAGACGUCUUCGAUUUGUUCCCCGGGACUUUCCAAACUGUAGAGAUGGUGGCCGGAUUCCCGGGGACAUGGCUGCUCCACUGUCAUGUGGCUGAUCACAUCCACGCCGGCAUGGAAACCACUUUUACAAUUAAAGGUUCUGCAACACCAGGAACUGAAGUCUCCAUAAAGAUGCUGCUGCUCUCACUGGCACUCAGUCUUCUGGCUGUUGGUCAAUUGCACUGACGAAGGUCUCUGACAGUAGAUUGUGUGACCACCGCAGUGGUUGCUGAUGCACUAUAAAAACAUAUCUGGGGACAAAAUCACUGUCGCAUAUUUGUUUGGUGCAGGUCAUGUAUGUAAAUAUCAAUCGAUGAUCAGGCCAGUCAAACUACACUGCCUGGCCAAAGAAAAAUUCACACACUCUAAUUUUUUUUUGGACCGACUUUAGCUUUGAGUAUGGCACUCAUUCAGUGUUGCAUCAUUUCUAUAAGCUUCUGCAAUGUCACAGCAUUUUUUUCUGUCUAGAGAUGCAUUCAUUUUUCUACCAAGAUCUUAUACUGAUGAUGGGAGUCAGACCGCUGCGCGAAGUCUUCUCCAGCACAUCCCAAAGAUUCUCAAUGGGGCUGAAGUCUGUACUCUGUGGAGGCCCAUCUCUGUGUGACAAUGAUGUCUCAUGCUCCCUGAACCACUCAUUCACAAUGUGAGCCCCAUGAAUCCUGGCAUUGUCAUCUGGGAAUAUGCCUGUGCUAUCAGGGAAGAAAAACUCCAUUGAUGGAAAGACCUGGUCAUUCAGUAUAUUCAGGUAGUCAGCUGACCUCAUUCUUUGGGAACAUAACGUUGCUGAACUUGACCAACCCCAGAUCAUAACCCUGUACCCACCGACUUGAAGGCACUAGCCAUGAUGAGUGCAUCACUUCAUCCACCUCUCUUCUUACCCUGAUGCACCCAUCACUUUGGAACAGGGUUAAAUGAGAAGCUCCUCACUGCAUCAGCUAGGGUUAAAUAAGUUGUUGCAGCUGAAACAUAUUCAUCACUGCAGUAAUUAUCCAAUAGAAGACUCUUACCUAUUUGCUUAGUUAAAUCCAAGUGGCGACUUUUUUUUUUUUUUGGCCAGGCUGUGUGUAUCGAUUGCUGUACAAUCAUGUAUAAUGUUCAGGAUUAUAUUAUUUCUUUGAACAAAGAAAACAUAUUUUUGUGAACUGAUUCUGUGCUGCUGUGUUUUCCAUUGGGUUGAAUUCUGCUCAGUGUUGUUAGAUGAGCUGUGUUUUUCACAGCACUGCUUCACCAAAUAUUUGAUUUCAGUUAAGUGCAAUAAAGGCAUUUUUUCAACUGUG
Messenger RNA from Amphiprion ocellaris (clown anemonefish), 4615 nucleotides. RefSeq names its product hephaestin-like 1b (gene hephl1b). NCBI's taxonomy places the organism in Eukaryota, Metazoa, Chordata, Actinopteri, Pomacentridae. The record is from RefSeq and is a predicted model, not a curated record. The transcript is spliced from 20 exons. Gene Ontology annotation, molecular function: ferroxidase activity; copper ion binding. The coding region runs from base 246 to 3524 and encodes 1092 amino acids. Gene Ontology annotation, cellular component: plasma membrane. Gene Ontology annotation, biological process: iron ion transport.